CCUCCACUCAGUUUUAAACCUGCACCGGGAGCUCAGACGGCAGACGGCUGCUGUUGCAGGAGCUGCUUCCUCCUGCAGUUCAACACACGUGUGUCUUUCUUCUCCGGUUUGAUCAGCAUGUGAUCAUUUCUAGAGAAAGUGAACUGUAUUUUUCUGGAAAUGUGGAGUUAAUCAUCAAACCAAGAUGUCCAAGAUCCUCUUCAGUUAGACCAGCUUCUCCCUCCCUCCCUGCACCAUGAACCUCCACGGCAGCUCAGUGGAGGAGCUCUACAGCGACAACGCCUCCCCUGUGUCUCUGAACUCCAGCGUUUUCUUCAGCGAGUCGACGGCGUCUUGCCUCAGAGACCCGCUCGACUUCUUCAUCAUCAACGUUGGAGGAAGUCGCUAUGUGUUGUCGCAAGAGCUGCUGGCGUCCUACCCGGAGACCCGGCUGGGGAAACUAGCCUGCUGCAGCAGGGACUCGGCACUGGAGCUCUGCGACGACGCCGACUUCCUGGAGAACGAGUUCUUCUUCGACCGAAACUCACAGACCUUCCAGUACGUGAUGAACUACUACCGGACGGGUCACCUGCACGUGAGGGAAGAGCUGUGUGAAAUCUCCUUCCUGCAGGAGAUCGAGUACUGGGGCAUCGACGAGCUCCGCAUCAACCCCUGCUGCCGUGAGCGUUACUUCCGCCGCAAGGAGCAGAAAGAGACCCUCGACGUACAGCGAGACUUUGAGCCCGAGGACGACGACGAGGACUUUGUGGGUGCCGCCUGCCCGACUCUCCGUCACCACCUGUGGGACUUCCUGGAGAAACCUGAAUCCUCACGCGCCGCUCGCACCUUUGGCUCGCUCUCAAUCUUCUUCGUGGUGUUGUCAGUCAUCAACAUGGUGCUCAUCUCUAUGGACUUAGGGGAAGAUUUUGGUGUUAGCGACAUUGGUAUCGACCCACCGCUGCUGUUCGAUGCCCUCGAGUACGUGUGCGUGGUGUGGUUCACCGGUGAGCUGGUGCUUCGGUUUCUCUGCGUAAGGGAUAAGUGCCGCUUCAGUCGAAGUAUUCCCAAUGUGAUCGACCUGCUGGCCAUCCUGCCGUUCUACGUGACGCUGGCGGUGGAGAGCCUCCACGGAGGCAGCACAGAGCUGGAGAACAUGGGCCGUGUGGUGCAGGUCCUCCGACUCCUGAGGUCGCUCCGUAUGUUGAAGCUGGGACGACACUCAACAGGUCUUAAGUCUCUGGGUAUAACCAUCGCUCAGUGCUACGAGGAGGUUGGCCUCCUGCUCCUCUUCCUCGGUGUCGGUAUCUCCAUCUUCGCCACCGUGGUCUUCACUCUGGAGUACGACCUUCCUGCCACCACCUUCACCAGCGUGCCGGCCGCCUGGUGGUGGGCAACCACCUCCAUGACCACGGUCGGCUACGGAGACAUCCGGCCCGACACCGCUGUGGGGAAGGUGCUGGCCUUCCUCUGCAUCCUAUCUGGGAUCCUGAUCCUGGCACUCCCCAUCGCCAUCAUCAACGAGCGUUUCUCCGCCUGCUACUUCACCCUGAAGAUGAAGGAGGCUGCGAUGCGGCACUGCGAGAUGCUGAAGAGGCUGGCCCGCGGCUCUGUGGGCGGGGCGAGCGUCGGCGGAGGCGUGAACCUGAGGGACGCCUACGCCCGGAGCGUCCUGGAGAUGUUGAGGCUGCACGGGCGAGAGAGGGUGAGCACCCGGAGCAGCGGAGGGGAGGAACUGUGGUGGUAGAACCAGGAGAGCGGUCGUCAACCAGGAACUGUGCGGUUACAAACACCAUCCGGAAUAAAGCCGCAACUUUUAGUCGAUUAGUUGAUAAGUAGAUUGAUAGAAAAUCAGUGGGGAGGUAUUGUGCUCAUAAACAGCUCUAUAUCCUUAGUCUGUGACUUCACUAGAGUAACUUUGCAUGAUUCACUCUUCAAAAACAUCCUUAUUUAUCUGAUACUAUCUUCAUGCAGCCCCUCAGUCCAUCCUCUAUCUGAAACACCUCCACUUCCUCCCACUGAACAAAAAUAUACCGGAAUAUCCGAAAACAUCGGCGUGAUAAGAACGACCCCAAAUUACAGAAACCAUCUUUGGGAAAGAAUUAUUUGACUUUUUUUAAUUUGUCCCAUCUAACAUGGAGGCUAUCCUGCAGCCAGCCACCAGAUAACUGUUAUGUUGUCCAUAUUUAUAUGUAUUGAUGGUCUGAAACAAGUCGUUUAAUUUACCCGUUUAGCUACAUUAGCAGAAAGUAAAGCUAUAUGUCCGUCAGUAAACUCCAGAAGUCACCGUGUUCAAAAAGCAUGUUUAUAGAGCACUCCUGACUGAGCGGUUAAAUUUAGAUGUGGAUGUACUGUGCCUCAAGCAGAGGAUCAAUUGACAGACAGGGGAGUUUCCAGACUUUUUGGAUUGGGGGGCACAAGUGGGGCCCUCAUUUAUGUAAGGGUGGCAUGAAGUAUGUGUCUCAGCUUUCCAGUCAUUCUCCAUUCAUGUAAUUCCAACACUGUUUAUGGACUGUGCAGAAAUAUUCAAAUACACUAGGUAAAAAAACUCUUUUAUACCACAUACCUAAAGUGUCUGCAAAGGGGAGACUCGUGGGCACCCUUAGAACCCAUUUUUAUUCAGAUAUCUUGAGGUCAAAGGUCAAUGGAUCCCUUUUAAAAUGGCCAUGCCAGUUUUUCUAUUGCUAAAAUUGAACCUAAACAAUAUUUAGUCUCCUUCCCAACAUGCUAGCAGGACACGGUUGAUACCAAUGGAUGCAUUAGGUCAUCCAGUUUAUAUGAUAGCAGUAUCUUAAAACACAGGCAGCUACAGCCUCUCAACUCAAACUGAUUAUCUUUGGAUAUUGGUCGGAGUAAACAGUGUGACGUUCGAUAUAAGCAUCCACAACAUCACGUUAAAGAUCUCAUUGUUUUCUGAUGUUUUAUAGACUGAUUAAAGAUAAAUAGCUCAGACUUUGGGUUUUGUACACUAGAAAUAAGAUGCAGGACUCAGAGCCAUCUGCUCUCAGAGGUCCUGCUCUGUGCUCAAAUGUAGGUCGACUCUCAGAAAGUUGAAAUAUUCAGAAGGAAAUCUGUGAAACGUUCCUGUCGUGUUUCCCUGUGGUUGUGUCUCAUCUGCUAUGGACUGAUAACGUGUAUUUUGACAGUAUCAUCUAUUUGAUUUUACUCAUUUAAGUGACUUUAAUUAGAUAAAUUCUGUUUUAAAAAGGUUUGGAGAAAUGCAGCAUAUGAGAGUAACUUCAAUUAAAUGAAUGGAAUUAGUACAAUUAACCUAAUUUUUUACUUACCUUAACAAUAAAUACUUGAGUUACUACUUACUUCGACUCAAAUAUCUUUCAUGUUUAAAUUGUCUGAGUGAAUAAACUUGAAGGCGAUCGGUUUGAGUUGAACGAACCCAUCAGAAAUGUGUUCUCGUUCCCACAGUGUUAUGUUUGAUGUCAGAGUUUGACACUCGGAGGAAAGUUACUCUGCGCUCAUCUGAGUUUAGGAUUGUAUUGUAAUUUGGUGCAAGCACUGAGACAUGUUUUCCAACACAACAACUCUCGAUUCAGUGGGGGAAAAAAACUAUUUCUGUGCUCCCAUCCAUACAAAACAUUAUCUCUGUGCACCACCUUGGAUAAAACCUUCUCCGAGAGCACACAUGCAUUAGUAAGUGUUGUAUAGAAGUCAGUAUAAAACCCUACAGGCUGUGUUUUUUUUUUUGUCACGCUACCUUGGUGCUUCUGCUCUCUCUCGUGUAGUUUCUGUUCUCACUCUGUGACUCAGUCAUGCAAUAAAGGACAUUCUCUGUGGGUCACAGUGGUCUUUUCAAAUAUCACAGUGAUGGCCCGAAGGCCUGAAUAAAAACACUGAGCUGCUGCCAGGAUGUUUUCUGCUUUCUAACAGUUUUGUUUUUAGAUUAGCUGCUGUGUCUAUCGGCUAGUUUGUUUAUUUCCCAAGGAAUUCAAAUUCAAAAGCUGAGCCUGUUGUUGUGUCACUGGUUGGCUUGUUUUUGUCACUCAGGAGGACGUUGUCGUACAGUUGCUCCAGGAUUUCACAGAACCUUUUAGGCAUGUUUUACAAAGAAAUUACAGGAAAAAAAAGGUGGAAAUUGCAAAAAAUUGUUGCGUGUUUAAUUGUGAUUUAAAAACAUUAAACAUUUUUAUAAAAAAUCUAAAGCUGGGAUGCACGAUAGACUUAUUGAAUUACCUUAGAAUGAGCCGUUUUUAUCAUGUUUCCGCCAUGUUUAACCGAAUGUUUCUACAGUAGCCCAGAGCGAACAAACCCUGCAGAUAGAGUUGGAGUUUUGUGGCCACCGUAGUUUCUUCUCCCCGUUCUCACUCCCAGGAUGCCAGCAGUGUUCACUUAGUUGCAAUCUGUAACUUCACCACUAGGUGCCACUAAAUCCUACACACUGUCCUUUAAAAGGGAAACUACAUGUAUAUAUGUAUAAACUAGAUAACAACCUUCUCCUGUUUCCUCAUGUUGUUGUGUCUAAGAGACAACAGUUUUUGAAAUGAGUCCAGUUUUGAGCGAGAACGAACGCUGCAACGUAAUCCUUCAAGCCAAUUGUGCAACGUAUGUCCACUGAGAUGUUCGGUUGCUUUCAGAACGUAAGACAAUCAGCAAACUGUCAGCUGUAUGUGUGUCAGCGGAGGUGAGACAGUCUCUCCUGUUUUAAGCCUCGUUUGCAUCCAUUUGUUUCACAGUUUGAACAGACACCUCUCGUGUCGGCUUCAGGAGUCGUCUGAGGAGAAAAGGUUGCAAAGAAAUCAGUGACAGCGUCCAGCCGGCGGCAUUUCAUUAGUGUGUGUGUGUGUGUGUGUGUGUGUGUGUGUGUCAGUAAUUAUAUAACACAACCUUUACACACACACGUUGUAAGCCCUGACACGUUCGCUCCUUCUCUGCCUUGCACUGAAUGCAUCAUCUUUUUAUUUUACACUUUUAUUUCAGGCGUUCAGCUGAUUCUCGCAGGUAUCUGAGAAACUGUUGUAAAAGAAGCAGCUGUUCAUUGUUUUAAAUAAAGAAAUGCUAAAAAAUAAGAA
This is a messenger RNA of Dicentrarchus labrax (European seabass), 5000 nucleotides long. RefSeq names its product potassium voltage-gated channel modifier subfamily V member 1 (gene kcnv1). Gene Ontology annotation, biological process: potassium ion transmembrane transport; protein homooligomerization. Gene Ontology annotation, cellular component: voltage-gated potassium channel complex; membrane. The record is from RefSeq and is a predicted model, not a curated record. Bases 236 to 1723 code for a protein of 495 amino acids. The transcript has 4 exons. Gene Ontology annotation, molecular function: protein binding; voltage-gated potassium channel activity. Lineage: Eukaryota; Metazoa; Chordata; Actinopteri; Moronidae.